GGUUUCUCCGAGUCGUCCGCCCACGGUCUUCGUCUUCACCAGCCAAUUUCGCCACGUCUUAACCUCCGACUGUCCCAAGCAUCAAGUGAGAGGUCACGGAUUCGCGACAGCCAUGGCGAUUCUCGGCGCAUCACCGGCAGCAGCGCCGCCGUGGAGCUUGCUCUGCGCGCUCGGGGCCCUGGCGGCUCUGUGGUGUGCCUGGCGGGCUCUGGGGCGGUUCUGGCUCCGCCCGCACAGGCUGGGCCGCGCCCUGCGGGCGCAGGGCUUACCUGUCACGGACUACAGCUUCCCCUCCGGCGACAUGAAGGAGUUCGUCCGGCUCGCCGCGGCGGCGCGCUCCCAGCCCAUGCCGCCGGCGUCGCACGCCAUCGCUCCCCGAGCUCUUUCCUUCGAGCACAGCAUCACCAGGCAGCACGGUAAUGUUGCCGUGACAUGGUUCGGGCCCGAGCCGAGAGUGAUCGUGAACGAUCCUAAGCUGAUGCGAGAGAUCCUGGCGAACAAGCACGGCCAGUUCGGGAAGCAAAGGUCUUUUCUUUGGAUUGAGAGGCUGCUGGCCAACGGCCUGACGGUCCACCAAGGCGAGAAGUGGGUCACACACCGGAGGAUUAUCAACCAUGCCUUCCAUCUCGAAAAGCUCAAGAGGAUGUUGCCGGCUUUCGCUGCCUGUUCCAGUGAGCUGAUACGCAGAUGGGAGGACUCUGUCGGGUCUGAUGGUAUGCAGGAGAUAGAUGUGUGGCCGGAGUUCCAAAAUCUCACAGGCGACGUCAUCUCCCGCGCGGCGUUCGGGAGCAGCUUCAGUGAAGGGAGAAGGAUCUUCCAGUUGCAAUCGGAGCAGGCACAAAAUGCUUCACAGAUGGCAAGCAAGAUGCAUAUCCCAGCUUACAGGUUCCUACCAACAAGGCUAAACAAAAGGAUGCAGGCAAACGCGCGUGAAGUCGAGGAACUUCUGAAAGGCAUAAUCAAAAAGAGGGAGCGGGCAAUGAAGGAGGGUCUCAACAAUGACGAUCUACUAGGAUUGCUACUAGAGUCCAACACUAAAGAAAGCCAUGAAAUCGGGAGCGCCAAGCCAAUUAUGACCACAGAGGACAUAAUCGGGGAGCUAAAGCUAUUCUACUUCGCAGGACAGGAGACUACCGCAGUGCUGCUCACAUGGACAAUGGUGGUUCUGAGCAUCCAUCCUGAGUGGCAAGAUCGCGCAAGGGAGGAGGUUCUUCGCAUCUUUGGGAAGAACCAGCUGGACUCUGAGGGCAUUAAUCAGCUCAAAAUUGUUACAAUGAUAUUACAUGAGGUUUUGAGGCUGUACCCACCUCUACUGAUACUUGCUCGGGAGACGUAUCUAGAAACAGAGCUUGGAGGUGUCAAGUAUCCACCUGGUGUUACAUUUGCACUUCCAAUUGCGUGCAUCCACCACAAUCCAGAGGUUUGGGGAGAAGAUGUUGAUGAGUUCAGGCCAGAGAGGUUCAAGGAGGGUGUCUCCAAGGCAUCCAAGGACGCGCCGGCAUUCUUUCCAUUCGGUUGGGGGCCCCGGAUAUGUGUCGGUCAGAACUUCGCCUUACUGGAGGCCAAGAUGGGCUUGACCAUGAUCCUGCAACACUUCUCGUUCGAGCUCUCACCGUCGUACACGCAUGCACCAUGCGCAAUCUCCUCUCUGCAGCCACAGUAUGGGGCGCAGAUUAAGCUCAAGAAACUCUAAUGUUUUUACCAUAAUGACCAGCGAACCAUGAACUUAGUUUUUAGGUGGUGAUCUUGGAAGAUGUUGUGUAUAUGCUUGUAGAUUUAUGAUUGUAACCCAAUAAGGUAUUAAAUAAAGUUUUAUAUAUGAUCAACGAACUUAAACAGCAA
Molecule: messenger RNA, 1842 nt
Organism: Setaria italica (foxtail millet)
Lineage: Eukaryota; Viridiplantae; Streptophyta; Magnoliopsida; Poales; Poaceae
Product: cytochrome P450 72A14
Exons: 5
Coding region: 113-1693 (526 amino acids)
Molecular function (GO): oxidoreductase activity, acting on paired donors, with incorporation or reduction of molecular oxygen; heme binding; monooxygenase activity
Source: RefSeq, a predicted model, not a curated record